AUGGCGGUGGGCGCUGUGGCGGGCGGAACGGGGGGUGGACGGAGCGGGAAGGAGGGGGGCGGGGAGAAGGCGGCGAGCACGGCGCGGCUGCUGCGCACCGUGCUGAGCUGGGACUUCUUCCACAUGCUCGCCCUCUCCAAGGUGACAUCUCUCGCUCUCACGCUCGCGCUCUCCAAGGUGACAUCUCUCGCUCUCACGCUCGCGCUCUCCAAGGUGACAUCUCUCGCUCUCACGCUCGCGCUCUCCAAGGUGACAUCUCUCGCUCUCACGCUCGUGCUCUCCGAGGUAACACUUGUACUCUCCAUGCUACUUCCCCGACUCUCGUGCUACUCUCCAUGCUACUUCCCCGACUCUCGUGCUACUCUCCAUGCUACUUCCCCGACUCUCGUGCUACUCUCCAUGCUACUUCCCCGACUCUCGUGCUACUCUCCAUGCUACUUCCCCGACUCUCGUGCUACUCUCCAUGCUACUUCCCCGACUCUCGUGCUACUCUCCAUGCUACUUCCCCGACUCUCGUGCUACUUGUCCUCAACCCGCUUACCUGUCCUCCCUCACCCCGUUCCUCUCCCAUCGUGCCUCUUGCUUCCUACUUCUCACUCCCUCCUGCUCGUCCUCUCUCCCCACUGUCCCGCCUACUCCCCUCCCCACCGCCUGUUGCAUGUGGCACCGGGUGUGGGCGAGCAGGUGAGGGAGAGGAAGCGGCAGCCCAGAAAGCUCCCCCAACUCCCUGCUGCUGUCGCUGAUGCUGCUGCUGUGGAAGAAAGGGAGGGUGAUGGGGCUAAAGAUGCUGCUCUGGCUGAUGCAGAGGCAGGCGGGGAGGCAGCAGCGGCGGAGGGGAUGGAGGUGGAGGGCGGAGAGGUAGGGGAGGGGGAGGCAGCAGCAGAAGGAGCAGCAGAGGCAGUGGCAGAGGAAGCAGAGGUGGAGGCAGAAGGGGAGGGGGAGUUGGAGGGCGGGGAGGAGGACGAGCUACGGGAGGUGCCGGUGCAGUUCAGCAGCGCGGAGGAGUAUGUGGACGUGUUCGAACGACUGCUGCUGGAGGAGUGCCGCGCGCAGAUCCUCCGAGGGGCCGAGGAGCAAGGCGGCAUGGAGAGUCAUCUGGUGGUGGCGGUGCGGUGUGAGCGAGCCAAUGAGUUCCACAUGGUGGGGGUGGCGUCCAAGGAGGCCCUCGUGGCGGACUGUCACGACAACGACCUGCUGCUGCUCUCCAAGGAAAAGCCAUGGGGAGGCAGCGCACUACCCAGCACAUACGCCAUCGCCAGUGUGGAGUCCCGCGAGACCAAAACGUCUCUGCGCCUGCGACUGUGCCUGGAGGACCCGUGGCAGUGGGCGGACCCAGGAGGACCACCCACCACCGCAGCAGCCACAGACUUGGAGCAGGCCGGAGAAACAGAGGCAGGGGGGAAGGGAGCAGAAGCAGGGCCGGCCGAGGGGAAGGGGAGAGGGAAGGGGAGGAGGUGGGGGGUGCGGCAGCGGGCGAGAGCCAAUCGGAUGCUUUCCUUCCUCAUGGGGGCGGCGGCAGGAGGGGGCAGUGCGUGUUGGGUGAGCAAGCUGUGCAACACGUCCACCAUCUCGCGGGAAUACGCCGCUCUGCGCUCCGCCCCCUCGCUGCCCUACAUCCGCACCGUGCUCGCCUCCCACAUGCCCGGCCCGGGGCACACUCAAGCAGCCGCAGCAGCGGGAGGAGCAGGAGGAGCGGGAGGGGAGGAAGAGGAGGAGGGAGGGGGGGGCGCGGGACCGGGGAAGCAGCAGCAGUGGCGGGUGCCGGAGGGGUUGAUGGAGCAUCUAUCUGCGAGCCACAACGAGUCGCAGCUGAGGGCCAUCAAGGGCGGGCUGUCCCGCCGCCCCCUGGUGCUCAUCCAGGGGCCCCCUGGCACCGGCAAGACGCAGGCCAUACUGGGGCUGCUCAGUGUGGUGCUGCAUGGCCGCCCGGCGCACGAGAUGGGGGAUGCCGGCAACGGCGCGCAGCACAUCACGCACAUGACGCGGCUGACAUGGCAGCAGCGGCAGCAGCAGUGGGUGCGAGCGUCCCCCUGGCUGCACGGGGUGAACCCGCGAGAAGCUGUACAGCCAGAUGAUGAGGAGGAGGGUGGUGCAGGGAGCUCGGGAGGCGGUGUCUUUGGCAGCACACAGCAGGUGGGGCUGGCUGGCCGGCCAUGGGAUGCAGCAGGUGGGGGUGGCUGGCCGGUCAUGGGAUGCAGCAGGUGGGGCUGGGCGGCGCAUGGCAUGCGGCUGAGAGGCAAUGAGAGCAGACCUUCUCCACCCUCUCUCUCCCUCCACCAGGUGGAGGUGUUGGGGGGCCAUCGCAAGCAGAGGGCGCACGUGCUCGUGUGUGCGCCCUCCAACGCUGCUCUCGAUGAGAUUGUGCUGCGCCUGCUGCACACAGGCCUGAGGGACGACAGUGGAGGCAUGUAUUCACCGUCGGUGGUGCGCGUGGGGCUCAACGCUCAUCACUCCGUCGCCUCUGUCGCCAUGGAUAACCUGGUAUCUCAGCGAGCCAGCAGCAUGGCACGGUCAGCAGCGGGGGUGGGAGCCAAGACAGCAGGGGCAGGCGGGGUGGAGCGAGACAGAAUACGAGUCGCCAUUCUCGACGAGGCUGCCAUUGUGUGUUCAACGCUCGCGUUCGCAGGGUCAGGUGUCUUCUCGCGCAUGUCACGGCCAUUCGACGUGGUGGUCAUUGACGAGGCGGCUCAAGCGGUGGAGCCAUCAACGCUCAUCCCAAUGACUCACGGGUGCUCGCAGGUGUUCAUGGUGGGGGACCCGCUGCAGCUGCCAGCCACUGUGCUCUCCACACGCGCCGUGCACUACGGGUACCAUGGCAGCAUGUUCUCUCGCCUGCAGCAAGCGGGGUACCCUGUGGUCAUGCUCAACACACAGUACCGCAUGCACCCCAUGGUAGUGCCAGGUGUCAACGGCUCAUCUCGGAUUGUGCUGCCCCGCAGAAAGCCGGCACUUCCCCUCGAACGAGUUGUACGGCGGCGCACUGAGGGACGCGCCGCGGAUGGCGCAGCACAGUGCAAUGCCCGUCUCCCUUCUGCUGCUCACAACCACCCACAACCCCUCUCCACCGUGCCGCCCCACCAGAUCCGGCACUUCCCCUCGCACGAGUUCUAUGGCGGCGCAUUGAGGGACGCGCCGCAGAUGGCGCAGAACACGGCGCGGCCGUGGCACGCUGAGCGCGUGUUCGGGCCGUUGUUCUUCUUCGACCUGCACCAGUCCAAGGACGAGCAGCCGCGUGCGUGGCUGGUACUUGGGGAUCUAGGGAGAAGCCAGAAGGGGGAGUGGUUAGUGGGAGAGGGAAGGAGAGGGUACGGGGAGAGGGUCGGGGUAGGCAGGGAGAGAGCGGGUGGAUCGUGGAUGAACGCGGACGAGGCGGAGUUUGUGAUGGUGCUGUGCUGCCACCUCGUGCUUGUUCUCACGCCACGCGCCCCUUCCUCUGCUUGCACCACAGCGGGCGGCUCGUGGAUGAACAAGGACGAGGCGGAGUUUGUGAUGGUGCUGUACCGCCACCUGGUGGCGCUAUACCCGCAACUCAAGGAGUCCUCUGACGUCGGUGUCAUCUCCCCGUACAAGCACCAGGUGAAGCUCCUGCGAGACAAGUUUCGAGAGCUGCUGGGCGAGGGGGCUCAUAGAGUGGAUGUCAACACCGUUGACGGAUUCCAGGGCCGAGAAAAGGACGUGAUCAUAUUCUCGUGUGUGCGGGCGGGGAGGGGCAAGGGCAAGAGCAUCGGGUUUCUGUCAGACUAUCGGCGCAUGAAUGUCGGCAUCACACGCGCCCGCUCCUCCAUGCUCGUGGUGGCGAAUGCAGCAGCGCUGAUGGUGGACGAGCAUUGGGGCAAUCUGGUCAAGCAUGCCCGCUCCACCAACCGAUACCUCAAGGUGUCACGCCCCUUCCACCGCAUCUUCGCCAGUGACCACCUGGAGAAGAUGAGAGCAGUGGCCCAUGCCGAGGGCGAGGGGGAGGGGGAGGGGGAGGGGGAGGGGGAGGGGGAGGGAGCGCCAGGAGCGGAAGCAGGAGGAGCACCAGCAGCAGCAACAGGGCCUGCUUUCAAGAAAGCUCCCACACUGGAGGAUUUCGGGGGAAAGCUGGACAAGGGGGAUGGGGGGUUGGGUGGGGAAGGGGAUGGGGUGGGGGAGGGAGAAGGGGAGGAGGAGGGGGGGGAGGGGAUUGGGGAGGAGGAGGAGUUUGAGGUGGCGGUCGAGGCGGGGGACUUUGAUGAGGACAACAUCGACGGCGAGGGGUCAUCGACUCAAAAUCAGUUUGAGGUGGCGGUGGAGGCGGGGGACUUCGAUGAGGACAACAUUGAUGGGAAGGGGUCAGUGCACUUCUCUCUCCCCCUGCUGUACCUCCUGCCCCUUGCCUUGCUUCCUGCCUAUUUUGUCUAUUGCAUCUGA
Closterium sp. NIES-65 is the source of this 4392-nucleotide messenger RNA. The record is from the annotation of a GenBank genome assembly. NCBI's taxonomy places the organism in Eukaryota, Viridiplantae, Streptophyta, Zygnematophyceae, Desmidiales, Closteriaceae.